GUUCGCUCCAAAACAACCUGAACUAACAUUUACCUUUCUGCAUCGUUGAUCGACUCCCUUGCCGCUCGGUCGCAUCUUUGAUCGCUCGGUCUCAUGCUCCUUUAGCUCGGGCGAGCUUCACGUUCUCUAUUUCCCCGUCGAUCUCGCUAUGCACCUUGUUUUCUUCUGAGCUCUUUGCGUUUGGCCCACAGGGGCGUCACGAGUACAUCCUCGCAUCCUUUCCGGACGUCAUUCCCUUCAGUCAUCCUCCAUUCUGAGAAAUACUUCCUCCACAGCUUAGGAUUGGGGGGGAGGAACUGGAAACCCGACUCAGUUCGCGAUAUCCCUCCCUUGGCAUUUGGUUCUUUGACGUGUGAAGGGAACAAGGAAUAUCGCAUCAUUGUUUCCUCACCGUGGUCUGACUGCGCCACGGGAAAAGAAAACAACGCGCUCCCUCUGCCCUCGGAUCCAUCGACUAUUCUUGACGUGUUGAAUGGCUCUGGCCUCACAUUUCGCUCGUUCUCCGCGAAUUCCUCCAUCUCCCUUCGCUAUCGCCAUCGCCAACACCGACACGCCCGCAUCUGCCAGAAUCUCCGCGUAUAAUCCGUUGUGCCUCCGCCAAGCGCGACUCGCCUCAACAUGUCGCCAUCCACUUCCCAUAUAUCAAGCCAGCUACGACAGUUGAUUUACUACCACUUGGAUAACAACCUGGUACGGAACGCGCUCUUCCUCGCUGGUCGUUUGCACGCCUACGAGCCCCGGACGUCGGAAGCCUCAUACCUACUCGCUUUCUGCUACCUCCAAAAUGGUCAAGUGAAAGCUGCGUGGGACUAUAGUCGCAACUUUGGGUCGAGAGGGACACACCUCGGUUGUGCAUAUGUCUAUGCUCAGGCAUGUUUGGACUUGGGGAAAUACCUAGACGGCAUCACUGCUUUGGAGCGAAGUAAAGGCAUGUGGGCCUCAAAGAACCACUGGAACAAACACAGCGAAACACGCAGACAACACUUGCCGGAUGCCGCGGCCGUCAUGUGUCUACAAGGGAAAUUAUGGCACGCACACAAAGAUGUCACUAAGGCUGUAGAAUGCUAUGUCGAGGCUCUAAAGUUGAAUCCCUUCAUGUGGGAUGCAUUCCAGGGCCUCUGCGAAACAGGGGUCAACGUUCGUGUCCCGAAUAUCUACAAAAUGAACUCUGAAUUGCUCUCGAAUUUGUCCCCCGCCUCGCAAGAGGAUGUCGACCCUACCGCCGACAAGUCAAUGUCGACAACAGGCAGACCCCUUCAAUCUCAGGCCAAUACGAAUUCUAAUUCCGAUCCCUUCCUUUCUGCGACAUCCCGAAGUGACUCAACUACCACCCACGGUAGCUCAGCCCUAUGGGAGAAGUUCAACGGCAGCACUGUUAGCGUGGCGUCCACGGGUGCAUCGGUACCAGUUGCUCGAGAAGGGACGGAGACCCCUGGAGGUCAAAGCAGUGAAUCCGAUGAGCUUCGCGGCGUGAAUGGAACAGCCGUUCCCGAGCCCGCGUGGGAUCCUCCAUUAGCCCCUGCAAGGAAGAAUCGGACAAUCCAGACAAUCGGUACCGACCAUGGGAUGGACCCGCCACCGAAAAUGAAGCCCACCGGUAUUCGGCAAAGAGCCCGGACUCGAGCCGAACAAGAGGAACACGGCGCCCCACAGUCGGAUAGAGAAGCUAUGAGCAAGAUCGGAGAUCGCAAACGGACGGUCUCAGGCCAAGUCGCACAUCAAACGCCGCAACAACCCACAGAACCAGGGGCACCACAGCGCCGGAGCGUGCGGCUGUUCAAUCAGAUCAAACCAACAACCAGCAAACUGUCGAGCACUACCCUUACCACGAAGGAUGGCAGGGAGCUGAAAAGAGUGAGACCUACCGGCGCCAAGAGUCGCACCGCAACAAGCACUCAUAGCGGUCGUGUUGUGAGCGGCGGCCGGAAAAUUCCUAACGAGAUACUCGAUAGCGAUGGCAGGGACUACCGAACUAUGUCUUCGACGAACCCUAGUUCGCGGAGCAGUGGGGCUGAGAAGUCCAAAUCCGUGGAGGCUUUGGCCUGGUUAUUAGAUCUUUUCUCCAAGCUUGCCUCCGGAUAUUUUGCCCUAAGCCGGUAUAAGUGCCAGGAUGCAAUCCAGAUAUUCAAUGGCCUCUCGCAGGGCCAGCGAGAGACUCCCUGGGUUCUGUCGCAAAUUGGACGCGCGUACUACGAGCAAGCGAUGUAUUCCGAGGCUGAAAAAUACUUUGUCCGGGUUCGGACUAUGGCUCCAUCAAGACUUGAUGACAUGGAAGUUUAUUCGACAGUCCUUUGGCACCUGAAGAAUGAUGUGGAACUCGCAUAUCUCGCUCACGAGUUGAUGGAGGUCGACCGCCUCUCUCCUCAGGCUUGGUGUGCUGUCGGGAAUUCCUUUUCCCACCAACGCGACCAUGACCAAGCCCUGAAGUGCUUCAAGCGGACUACACAAUUAGAUCCCCAUUUCGCUUACGGGUUCACAUUGCAGGGUCACGAGUUCGUCGCCAACGAAGAGUACGAUAAAGCUUUGGAUGCGUAUCGACACGGGAUCAGUGCAGAUAACCGCCAUUAUAACGCCUGGUAUGGGUUGGGUACGGUCUACGACAAGAUGGGUAAGCUCGAGUUUGCGGAGCAGCACUUCCGAAACGCAGCUAGUAUCAAUCCCACCAACGCCGUCCUGAUCUGCUGCAUUGGGUUGGUGCUUGAAAAGAUGAACAACCCGAAAACGGCUCUUGUUCAAUACAGCCGUGCGUGCACGUUGGCACCUCAUUCGGUCCUUGCACGGUUCCGCAAGGCUCGUGCGUUGAUGAAACUCCAAGAGCUCAAAUUAGCCUUGGCCGAGCUCAAGAUCCUCAAGGACAUGGCGCCCGAUGAGGCCAAUGUGCAUUACCUUUUGGGUAAACUCUACAAGAUGCUGCAUGACAAGGGCAAUGCGAUCAAGCAUUUCACGACGGCCCUGAAUCUGGAUCCCAAGGCUGCACAGUACAUCAAGGACGCCAUGGAGUCCCUCGACGAGGACGAGGAAGACGACGAAGACAUGGCAUGAUUGUGAUGACUUCCCUCUCGACGGGUUCCUUUCGUCUCCGCUAUUCAUUGUUUUUUUUUCUUUCCCCGCAGUCCCUUACUCGGAUUCCCUAUCCUAUCUCCAUUUCAGGAUGUAG
Molecule: messenger RNA, 3157 nt
Organism: Aspergillus candidus
Lineage: Eukaryota; Fungi; Ascomycota; Eurotiomycetes; Eurotiales; Aspergillaceae
Product: anaphase promoting complex subunit bimA
Exons: 4
Coding region: 619-3042 (807 amino acids)
Biological process (GO): cell division
Molecular function (GO): protein binding
Source: RefSeq, a predicted model, not a curated record